AAGGGACCACAAAGCAUGACAGAAAGCAUCGGUGAAUGGAAUUUCGCCAAACUGGGGUGUUGUUGAUGUGUCAUAGGAGCUGAUCCCCACAGUCCUAAAAUACUCGUAGUGUGGGCAACAGAGCUUUAUUUGUAAACUGGCGGACCCACGCCCAUAUGGAGAGCUCCAGCUCCCACACGCAGGCGCAGUGACACUCCUUCUGUCAAAAAAUGGCUGAGCUUUGGAAGCAGGAAAAAUGCUGAUUUGUGCUGAUAAAGCUCGGGAAAAGCAUCGGAUAUGGCCAGAUUUGCUGACUAUUUUAUUGUCGUGGGAUACGACCAUGAAAAGGCCGGAUCAGGAGAAGGAUGUGGAAAGAUUAUUCAAAGGUUUCCCAAAAAGGACUGGGAGGGAACGGCUUUUCCUCAGGGAGUCGAAAUGUUUUGCCAGCCUGGAGGUUGGAGGCUGUCAAGGGAGCGGAGAGCACCUACUUUCUUCACAGUUAUUCUGACGGAUAUUGAUUCGGACCGACACUACUGCUCCUGCCUCACUUUUUAUGAGGCUGAGAUCAAUCUUCAGGGUUCAAAGAAUAUCGAAGCUGAUGAAGAUGAAGAGGAAGAAGAAGAUGGCCUGAUCCAACCAGCUCAAGUGUUUGCCCCAAAGAGUCUCAUUCUUGUAUCCAGGCUGGAUUAUCCGGAAAUAUUCAGGGGAUGCUUGGGACUGAUCUACACCGUCUACAUUGACAGCCUGUGUUUUCCCUUGGAAGGCCUGGUGGCCAAUCUCUUUUCAUUUCAAGUUCCAGUUGCCGGUGGAUCACAGAAGCUUUUCAGUCUGGGAGCAGGGGACCGACAGCUCAUACAAACACCACUGAAUGACACUUUGCCCGUCACAGGAAAGAGCGUUGCUUUGCUCUUCCAGCAGCUCGGAAUCCAAAAUGUCCUAAGCUUGUUUUGUGCAGUUCUGACAGAGCACAAAGUUUUAUUCCACUCCACGAGCUACCAAAGGCUUGGAGAAGCUUGUCGAGCCCUGGAAGCCCUUAUGUUUCCCCUUAAAUACAGUUAUCCUUACAUCCCCAUCCUGCCAUCGCGGCUCCUGGAGGUGUUGAGCUCCCCGACUCCCUUCAUCAUUGGAGUGCACUCCAUGUUUCAGACAGAAAUCCAAGAUCUGUUAGAUGUUAUUAUCGCCGACCUGGAUGGUGGAACAAUCAAAAUCCCAGAAUGCAUCCACUUGUCGUUGCUCCCUGAACCGCUGUUACAUCAAACACAGACUGCUCUGUCUCUGGUGCUGAAUCCAGACCUGGAGAUAGCAGAUAAUGCUUUCCCUCCUCUUCGAAAUGCACCCUCUAAUCUCAAGUUGAUGGACAAGGAGGCGAGGGCUGUCUUCCUCAGACUGUUUGCACAACUCUUCCAGGGCUACAGGUCAUGUCUGCAGCUCAUUCGCAUCCACACUGAACCUGUUAUUCACUUCCACAAGACUGCCUUUCUCGGUCAGCGAGGCCUCAUUGAGAAUGAUUUCCUGACAAAGGUUUUGGAUGGCAUGGCCUUCGCUGGCUUUGUCUCAGAAAGAGGUCCGCCUUACAGAGCCUGCGAUCUCUUUGAUGAGCUGGUGGCCUUAGACAUUGAAAGCUUUCGGGAAGAAGAUGUCAACACGGCCAAGCUACUGAAGCGCAUCAGGAACAUAUCAGAGCAGCUAUACCGAAACGAAAAUCCAAAUCCUCACAUGGCAUUCCAGAAAGUGCCUCGACCAUCUGAAGGAUCCCACUUGCGGGUUCACCUUGUUCCCUUUCCCCUGCUUGAUGACGACAAGGUGGAGAAUCUACUGCAGGAGGCUGUGGCCAAGCACAAUGUUGCACCUUCAACUUUGAGAUUAGACAAGAAAUGUGUGGUACCUGCUGGGCCACCUGUUGUGUCUAUCACCGGGAAGACAUGCUCAGUUUUCAACAGCGCUCGUCGGCUGGAGGUGGUGAGGAGCUGCAUCUCCUUUAUCUUUGACAACAAAACCCUGGAGACGGAAAAGUCUCUUCCAGCUGCAUUGCGAGCCCUGAAAGGCAAAGCAGCUCGCCAGUGUCUCACUGAGGAGCUGAGUCUUCAUGUCCAGCAAAAUCGUGCCAUUCUGGAUCACCAGCAGUUCGACUACAUCAUACGCAUGAUGAAUUGUGCACUGCAGGACUGUUCCAGUUCAGAAGAAUAUACUGUUGCUUCUGCACUGCUGCCCCUGUCAACAGCUUUUUACAGGAAACUGGUUGCAGGUGUGAACCAGUAUGCCUACACCUGCAUACAGGACCACCCCAUUUGGACCAACCAGCAAUUUUGGGAAGCUACUUUCUAUAGCGAAGUCCAAGGCCAGAUUCGAGCGCUGUAUCUUAACACUCCAGAUAAGGGCAACAUCACUGCCAAGUCAAAGGAUGCUGGCCAGACACCUGCGGGAAAUGAUGAGGAAAAGACUGCAAUGGAUUUGGGGGCUGAACAGCUUCACGCAUGGCCUCUACUGACGAAGGAGAAGCAGCAUGAACUUGUGAAAAACGAGGAGAGCACUGUGUUCAGCCAAGCCAUCCACUAUGCAAGCCUCAUGGUCUACCUUUUGGUUCCUCUGGAUACCAGCAAGAACAAGCUGCUGCGCAGCACGCCCACUGCUGACUGGGAGAGUGGCAGCAACAGCAUCGUCACAAACAGUAUUGCCGGGAGUGUGGCUGAGAGUUUCGACACAGAAAGUGGUUUUGAGGACUCCGAGACCAGCGACACAGCCAACUCUGUGGUCAGAUUUGUUGCCCGCUUCAUUGAUAAGGUCUGCACAGAAAGUGGGGUAACCCAGGAGCAUAUCAAGAGCCUCCACAGCAUGAUCCCAGGCAUCGUUGCUAUGCAGAUGGAGGCGCUCGAGGCUGUUCACAGGGAGAGCCGGAGGUUACCGCCAAUUCAGAAGCCGAAGAUUCUGAGCCCAGUGCUGCUUCCUGGAGAGGAGUUUGUGUCAGAGGGCCUCAGGGUGCUGCUGGAUCCUGAUGGCAGAGAGGAGGCGACAGGGGGGCUUCUCGGGGGGCCACACAUCCUGCCAGCAGAGGGAGCACUCUUUCUCACUACAUACCGUAUCAUCUUCAAAGGCAUUCCACUUGACCCACUGGUGGGUGAGCAGACCGUGGUUAGAGCUUUCCCAGUGUCUACAUUAACCAAAGAGAAGAAGAUCAGCGUCCAGAACCAGCUCCAGCAGAAUAUGCAGGAAGGACUGCAGCUUCGCUCCGCUUCCUUCCAGUUAAUAAAGGUGGCUUUCGAUGAAGAAGUGAGCUCAGAGAUGGUGGAGAUCUUCAGGAAACACCUCCAGAGGAUCCGCUACCCUCAGUCCAUCUUCACGUCUUUUGCCUUUGCAGCAGGGCAAACAGUUCCCCAGUUGAUUCUUCCCAAGCAAAAAGAGAGGAACACAGGAUUUAGAACUCUGUCCAAAACAAUUGUCAAGGGAGCAAGGAGAGCUGGAAAAAUCACAAUGGGUCGGGGUAGCCAGUCAACACUGAAGAAGAAUGACCGCAGCUCCCGGAUGACCUGGAAUGAGGAUGAUGACAUCUCAAUCUCAGAUGAUGGCGAGCCCCCGCCGAGCAGCACUUUGCGAACAUCUGAAAAGUCCACUAUGGAGCAGCUGGUGGAGCAGUCCUGUUUCCGUGACUACCAGAGGCUCGGUCUUGGCACCAUCACAGCCAGCUCGUCUCGCUCCAAGUCGGGGGAUCAGUUCAGAAUCACUGCGGUAAACCGACUGUACUCGCUCUGUCGCAGUUACCCAGGGCUGCUGGUGGUCCCACAGGCUGUGCAGGACAGCAGUUUACACAAAGUUGCACGUUGCUACAGGCACAAUCGUCUGCCUGUCGUGUGCUGGAAACACCCACGCACUAAAGCUGUGCUGCUGCGCUCUGGAGGAUUUCACGGCAAGAGUGUUGUGGGACUGUUCAAGUCACAAAACCAGUCUUCAUCAGCCCCUGCAUCGUCUUCAGAUUCAUCCAGCAGUCUUGAACAAGAGAAGUACCUCCAAGCCAUCCUCGACUCCAUCCCCAUUUACUUCAAGAUGAACGGACACAACACCCUCACCAACCGCUCUCUCAUUGGACUCUCACCAGCCACUGAAAGGAGGACGUCCAGGAUACCAAAGAUGGCGCCUGUUCAUCUGGAUCUUCCGUUUGCUAACAGCUUCACCAGAGGAGUUCUUGAGUACAGAGAUAAACUUUUCACUCAUUCACACCAAAAACCUGCCACUAAGGAGAAAAUCCAGCACCAAGGCAUGUGGGCCAGCUUGCGCUCCAGCAGCAGGCUCAGCCAGCACCACUCCUCGACAGAUGUUGGCGCCAGGCUAGCAGGGAAUAAUGUGGCGCCCCCUGCAGGGAGUUUGCACGCCCAGUUUCUGAAGCACCAAGCUGCCCUCUACAUCUUUGGAGAAAAGUCACAUUUGAGGGGCCUCAGAGUCGACGCCUCUCUGAACUGUGAACUAGUGCCGGUGGACUUUGUGGACACACGGCAGGUUAAAGCCUCCUUUAAGAAGCUGCUGCGGGCCUGUGCUCCCAGCUCUACCUCCUCCGACUCAGAAGACUCCUUCCUCAAAGCCCUAGAAGACUCGGAAUGGAUCCUGCAGCUUCACAAGAUCCUACAGCUGGCUCUGAUUGCGGUGGAGCUUCUGGACAGCGGCUCGUCCGUUCUCCUCAGCCUGGAGGACGGCUGGGACAUUACAACACAACUGGUGUCUUUGGUGCAGCUGCUCAGCGACCCGUUCUACCGAACACUGGAAGGCUUUCAGGUGCUUCUGGAGAAAGAGUGGCUGUCGUUUGGCCACAAGUUCAGCCAGCGUUCCAACCUGAGUCCCAGCAGCCAGGGCAGCGGCUUCACACCCAUCUUCCUGCAGUUCCUGGACUGUGUUCACCAGGUUUUGGAGCAACAUCCUCUGGAGUUUGAGUUUAAUCAGUACUAUCUGAAGUUCCUGGCCUAUCAUCACAUCUCCAACCGCUUCAAGAACUUCCUGUUGGACUCAGACUACGAGCGCUUGGAACACGGCUUGUUGUUUGAGGACAAGGGUGACAAACAGGCGCGGAAAGGAAUCUGCAUCUGGGAGUGCAUCAGCAGGAUGCACCGCAGGAGUCCCAUCUUCUACAACUAUCUCUUCAGCCCCUCGGAGAAUGACGCGGUCCUGAAGCCGUCCGUCAGCAUCCCCUGCCUGAGUAAGUGGGACCUCUUCACGGAGGAGACACUGUCGACAGGCCCCUGCUACGACUGGAGGAUGAUGGCGGCCCGAGCAGACAACUCGGAGGAUGCUGAAACCCUGUCCAACAGCAAGCGGAGGAUCGUGUGGCCGUGCUACAGCAGCGUGAGCCGCGCUCAGCCUGACGCCAUCACCAAGCUGCUGGCUGAUAUUGAGAGACUGGAUGGAGAGCUCAGCCAGACCGUCGACCGGUGGCAAACCACUUUGGACCGAGUCCGCAUCAGCAUUCAGGAAGACCUCAAGCAGGAGGGAAACCUUAAUAAGCAGUCCCUUUCCAUCUCCGGCCUGAUCCCGACGUCAAGCCUGCAGGCCUUCCAGCGGCGCUCCAUGCUGCACCUGCCAGACAGCACACUGGGCGAAGACCGCAGCAACACGGUCUCCAACGGAAUCAACCGGCGCGCUGCAACACUUUACAACCAGUUCACCCCCAAGAGCGAGGAGAACAGGUCGUACGAGGGGAUCCUGUACAAACGUGGAGCGCUGCUGAAAGGAUGGAAGCCUCGCUGGUUUGUGUUGGACAUCACCAAACACCAGCUGAGGUACUACGACACGGGCGAGGACACCAACUGCCGCGGACAUAUCGAUCUGGCCGAGGUGGAGUCGGUGGUGAUCACAGCGCCCACCAUCGGAGCGCCCAAGCACAUCAGCGAAAAAGCUUUCUUUGACCUGAAGACCAGUAAGCGCGUCUACAACUUCUGCGCCUCAGACGCUCCCAGCGCUCAGCUGUGGAUGGACAAGAUCCAGAGCUGCAUCUCUGACGCAUGACGUGGAGAUUAUCACGUCAUGUGGCCUACUGCGGAGGUGUCGGAGAGCAGCUGGAGGCCGAGGUGUGACAAGAGGCUCCCCACUGAUCUGAAGUGGGACCACUGUGAACAAAGUGCCUGGCAGCGGCGGGUCAACACUUAUCAGCCCCUCACAUGACUCGCCUGACAGGUCAGUCGGAGUCGGCGGGCGACUUGUGCCUGCUGUCAGGUCGGUGUGUCAGACAGGGAGCUGCUGAUAUAAGCUGGCAAACCAAGCACUACCGAGUCAAUGUUGUCCUACUUACGCUGUAAAUAGAUGAAAGCAAUAUCACUGGCCAGGCAAACUGUGGGUUCAAUUCCAGACGAUAAACUAUAGGAUUUUAGCCUUGAAAUGAUUCUAUUUUGCUACGAGGAACGGUUAUUGCUGCUUAUGAACCAAAAGCUCAGAGAUUUUAAUGCACAACAUAGAAAGGCAUCUUGUUUGCACUGCAACGUCUGCACUCCAAUCCAAGCGUCGAUAUGGCACAGCGAGGUCGCAGGCGCCACGCCCACAGUGCACCGCCAUGUGACCGCGUUUCCUCCAAGAUUCAAACGACAGAAACACCAUUUGCACAGCGAGGUCAGAAGUGUUUUUUCUAUAUUUAAAUACUUUCUUGUUGAAUGUUUAUCGGCGUUAAAAGCUUGUCUCGUGUAAAUUAUUAUUUUUUAUUUGACCUUUACUCGUGCUGUGGCUUGUCGUUCUCCUGUAAAUACAAGUGUGACAUUUCAUUUUAUAUCCUGUCUGUUCUGAACUUGACUUUUCUAACCCUCUUUCUAUUGUUGUUUUUUUUUUUUUUUCUUAAACCUUUUAUGGUGCAAAUACCUGAGUGGCCUGUUCCCAUGUGUGUGUUGUGGACGAACUGAUGUGUGUCUUCACGAAGCAAACUCAAUAGCAAAAAGGACACUAUCAAAGACGCUUUUUGUUCAUGUACCUCUGUGCCAUGUUUGGUCGUGAUACUAAUUUUGUCAAAAUAAAUCAAACAUACUUGAAACCAACUUUAAAAUCUGACCGAA
This is a messenger RNA of Synchiropus splendidus (mandarinfish), 6995 nucleotides long. It is a transcript of the gene sbf2, whose product is annotated as SET binding factor 2. The record is from RefSeq and is a predicted model, not a curated record. The coding region runs from base 277 to 5964 and encodes 1895 amino acids. NCBI's taxonomy places the organism in Eukaryota, Metazoa, Chordata, Actinopteri, Syngnathiformes, Callionymidae. The transcript is spliced from 42 exons.